AUUAGUGCAGGCAAAUUAGUGUCUCUACAAUAAAUACUCCCCAGGCUACAAACUUUGAGAAAAAAAGAAAAAUGUGUGGAAACAAAUUUCCAAGGAGAUGCAGAUUCCAGAGGAAAUGUGUAUUAAAAGAUGGGCUUAUCUGCGAGACCGAUAUGCCCGAGAAAAGAGACAAGGAAAUUUACCUUCUGGCAGUGGUGCAAAGCCUGAAUCAUAUUGGCCACUCAUGCACACGAUGGAUUUUAUAGCACCUCAUAUAAUUCCUAGAGCAACGCGUUGUUCAAAAAACAUUGCUAAUGAAAUAGAGUCUCUCACUACAGAAGACAUAUCUUCCCAACAGUAUACAGUGUCCCCAGUUAAAAUAUCAUCUAUUUUUCUUGAUGAAUCUCAAUCAUCAACAACACUAUCCUCAACAUCACAAUCAUCAACAUCUCAAUCGUCUGCAUCUGAGUUCUCGCCAAUUUCCCUAUCACCAACUACUUCAACAGUUCCGAAACGGAAGCGGAAUAAUCCGGAAACAGACGAUGAAAUCAAUUUUACAGGAGCCAUUGAGUCUUUUAAAAAACUCUGUAAAAAAAUUAGGGGAAAAAGAAGAGGAGAAAAAUCCAAUUGAUGGCUUUGCGAAAAUGAUAGUGGCAACGAUUCAGAGCAUGGGUCCUGUGAAGCAAAUUAAGGCCAUGCAAAAGGUGACGUCUAUAGUGAUGGAAAUGAAAUUGGAACCAGAUGACUGAAAAAUAUUUUAUACUUAACUAUUUUUAUUUUAAUUAUUUCUAAAUAUGUUAUCCUAUAAUACACCGUGCGACAACAAUUAGAGUUCAACGAGACCAUAUACACUUGAU
Molecule: messenger RNA, 836 nt
Organism: Lucilia sericata (common green bottle fly)
Lineage: Eukaryota; Metazoa; Arthropoda; Insecta; Diptera; Calliphoridae
Exons: 3
Coding region: 98-610 (170 amino acids)
Biological process (GO): regulation of transcription by RNA polymerase II
Cellular component (GO): transcription regulator complex; nucleus
Source: RefSeq, a predicted model, not a curated record